Molecule: messenger RNA, 1617 nt
Organism: Gryllus bimaculatus (two-spotted cricket)
Lineage: Eukaryota; Metazoa; Arthropoda; Insecta; Orthoptera; Gryllidae
Source: the annotation of a GenBank genome assembly
AUUUUGUGGAUGAAACUUAUCUAGAUGUAAUGAGCACGCACAAUUUAUUACAUAAGUUCUAUCAACGAGACCAAAAUCAUCUACAAAUUUAUAUUUAGCGGGUAUAGCUACCAUCCGUGGACCGGAUAAAUAAAUAUACCUACCAUUGCAUGACAGCACCCGACUGUGAAGCGCACUACAUUUAGUUGCAUUCAGGGGUUUGUAUUCACUAUUCAGGAAAUUUUGAUAGAGGUGGUCAGAAGUUGGGGUUAUAUUCAGAUUAUAUUGGUUCAUGGUUACCAAUAUAUUGGAUGGUGCUUGCUAUUGGGUUUAUUUACGUCCUAUAUUCACUGAAAACAAACGGAAACGAAAUGGUUGAUCGGCGUUUUGGAGAUUUCUAUGCCGCACUGCCUCCAUCAACUUCUGAAGUAGUUGUGGGGCCAAAUGCAAAUCAAAAAUAUGAAUACAAUGUAGUAAAAUUGCUUCAUAAAAUUUGUAAACAAAAUACUGAAGAUAUAAGUGAAGAAGUCAAAUGGCCUUUUAUAAUGAGAGGUUUUCGUCGAAAGCCACGUGCAAAGUGUGUGAAGAAAAAAAAACUUUUAUCUUUGAAAGAAAGACGUGAAUUGGGUUUAUAUAAACUGAGAAGAAAUGGUAUGAAAUACAGAGAUUUUCUCCCUCUUCAUAAUUUAUGGCAAGAGUAUUUCAUUGAUUACAUUGAUUUUCCUUCAUUAGAGGAGCAAAACUUUACUGGCAGCCCAAAUGACAGGCAGUUGGGGAACGUUUCAUUGAAGCUUAUGAAAGCAGACUAUCAUGGUGCCAUAUUGUGUGUUAAAAAAUCAAUAUGUAGUAGUCUGGUUGGUAAAAAAGGAAUUGUGGUUUUCGAUACAAAGAAUACUUUUCAGCUCCUGGAUGAAGAUGAUGUUUUAAGAAUUAUCCCAAAAGAGUCAAGUGUUUUUACUUUAAAAGUGCGUGAUUUCACAUUCACCAUUCUGGGGAACCAAUUUUGCAUUAAAUCUUCAAUGAGAAAUUCAAAAAAAAUAAAAGGUUGUAUUAGCAUGGACCUGUAAUAGAUCUGAAAUUUUCUGAAGAAAAAAACUUCUUUUAUUUUUUAUAACAAUUGUAAAUACAUUGCAUCUUUGUACACAAGUUGUCAAAUAAAAUAAAAUGCACACCUAAAAUUUUGUAUGUUUAUGACUACUUUGAACUGCUACUUUUUUGUCUUAAUUUUACAGUUCCUGUAUCCUAGAUUUCCUGCCCUUUAUGAAUAAAAAUAUAAUUAUAAUAGUUUUUAAAUGUUUUGCCAUUGUUUGCACACAUACAUAAUAUCUCAGAAAACUCAAUGAUAAGGAGAAAUUAUAAAUAAAUACCUCUACCUAAGGGGUUGAUUUAUGGGUCAAGAGAUUCAGACAUGGAAUUAAUUUGGGCACUCUGCUGCAUUGCAGAGUGCUAAAUUAAUUCCUAGCCAACAAUGAGAACACAUCACAAUCAAGAACCAGUGAUGAUAUCACAUCACAUACUUCAACAAAAAUCGGACCUGAGCAACAUUUUUAAAAUGCCUACUUCACUCUCUCUACCUGUGGAAACAUUUUGAUUUUGAGAAAAUCUUGUUUUUAAAAUUUAUUUAGUGCAAAAUUAUUU